UCCAAGGCCCCAGAGGCUGUGCAGGAGGUCGGGCUGGGUGGCGGUCAGCGGCGGGGCCCUGGCCAAAAUCCAGCAGAGUCGCCAGGACGCCCAGACACAGAAGACGGGGCGCGGGGAGGGUUGGGGGAACCACAGCGGUAAGGCGCGCGAGCCGGGACGUGAGCGAGGACUGACUCCUGUCGCUUCCCGUAGCCGCCCACGGACGCCCGAGCCGGGAACCCGGACGGCACCUAGCGGCGGACGGACAACCUCCUCCGUGGCGCGCCUGUGACACCAGUCCCUGGGGCCAGUGCCUCAGUUUCAAUCCAGGUAACCUUUAAAUGAAACUUGCCUAAAAUCUUAGGUCAUACACAGAAGAGACUCCAGUCAAGAAGAAACUGGAAAGAAUGAUGUUGUCCUUAAACAACCUACAGAAUAUCAUCUAUAACCCGGUAAUCCCCUAUGUUGGCACCAUUCCUGAUCAGUUGGAUCCUGGAACUUUGAUUGUAAUACGUGGGCACGUUCCUAGUGAUGCAGACAGAUUCCAGGUGGACCUGCAGUAUGGCAGCAGUGUGAAACCUCGAGCCGAUGUGGCCUUUCAUUUCAAUCCUCGUUUCAAAAGGGCCGGCUGCAUUGUUUGCAAUACUUUGAUAAAUGAAAAAUGGGGAUGGGAAGAGAUCACCUAUGACUCACCUUUCAAAAGAGAAAAGUCUUUUGAGAUCGUGAUUAUGGUGCUGAAGGACAAAUUCCAGGUGGCUGUAAACGGAAAACAUACUCUGCUUUAUGCCCACAGGAUUGGCCCAGAGAAAAUAGACACUCUGGGCAUUUAUGGCAAAGUGAAUAUUCACUCAGUUGGUUUUAGCUUCAGCUCGGAUUUACAAAGUACCCAAGCAUCUAGUCUGGAACUGACAGAGAUAAGUAGAGAAAAUGUACCAAGGUCUGGCAUGCCCCAGUAUAGCCUGCCAUUCACUGCAAGGUUGAACACCCCCAUGGGCCCUGGAAGAACUGUCGUCGUUAAGGGAGAAGUGAAUACCAAUGCCAAAGGCUUUAAUGUUGACCUACUAGCAGGAAAAUCAAAGGAUAUUGCUCUUCACUUGAACCCACGCCUGAAUAUUAAAGCAUUUGUGAGAAAUUCUUUUCUUCAGGAGUCCUGGGGAGAAGAAGAAAGAAAUAUAACCAGUUUCCCGUUUAGUCCUGGGAUGUACUUUGAGAUGAUAAUUUAUUGUGACGUUAAAGAAUUCAAGGUUGCAGUAAAUGGUGUACACAGCCUGGAGUACAAACACAGAUUUAAAGAGCUUAGCAGUAUUGACACACUGGAGAUUAAUGGAGACAUCCACUUACUGGAAGUAAGGAGCUGGUAGCCUACCUACACAAAAUACAGAAUGCUACAAAAACUGAAAUACAGAAUGGCUUCUGUGACACUGGCCUUGUCAAAACGCAUCUCACUGUCACUCUAUUGUUUAUAUUGUUAAAAUAAGCUUGUGUACCGUUAGGUCCUGCUGGGUGUUCUCAGUCCUUGCCAUGAAGUAUGGCAGUGUCUUGCACUGAAUGGGGAAAUUGGGGGCAGUGGCAUUGAUAGCCAGUUAAAGCCACUCUACCCUCUCUCCUACUUUGACUCUAAGACUCACAUUCAACAAGUAUUUAUGGAGUACUUACUAUAAUACAGUAGCUAACAUGUAUUGAGCACAGAUUUAUUGGUUAAAACUGUGCAAGGAGAUGGGAUUAAUAAUUGGUGGUGAAACAAACCAGUAUGUUCCCUGUUGUCUUGAGCUUCGACUCUUCCAUGCUUUACCGCUGUGCACUGCUUCUACAGGCAUUGCAUCAACUCCUAAGGGGCCCUCUGGGAUUAGUGAUGCAGCUGUUAAAUCACCUGAAGACACUAAUUUAUAGAAGACACUACCCCUUCCCCAGUGCUCACUCAUAAGCAGUGCUCCAGCGUACCCCGUAACUGCGAGGACUGAUGUUGACUUACAUCGAUUCGUUUUGUUUAGCAUAAUAAACAUUUAGCUCUAUUAGCUGCAAGCUUUACCAAAUAAUAUGACAUCUGAACACAGCACGGAAAUUAAGGCAAAAAACCCAAAGCAAAACAAAAAAAAUAAA
Molecule: messenger RNA, 2079 nt
Organism: Sapajus apella (tufted capuchin)
Lineage: Eukaryota; Metazoa; Chordata; Mammalia; Primates; Cebidae
Gene: LGALS8
Product: galectin 8
Exons: 10
Coding region: 387-1340 (317 amino acids)
Molecular function (GO): carbohydrate binding
Source: RefSeq, a predicted model, not a curated record